Eimeria mitis is the source of this 2208-nucleotide messenger RNA. RefSeq lists its product as uncharacterized. The record is from RefSeq and is a predicted model, not a curated record. The transcript is spliced from 6 exons. Bases 1 to 2208 code for a protein of 735 amino acids. NCBI's taxonomy places the organism in Eukaryota, Apicomplexa, Conoidasida, Eucoccidiorida, Eimeriidae.
AUGAAGCUUCCUGGUUUUUCAGUUCCAUGCGCGGAGCCAGCUAGCUUUGUCUCGGAACUUUCUUCGGCAUCUGACACGCAUAACAUCUGCCUGGCAAAUUUUGAAGCAAGAUGGUUAACAAUAGCUGACGCUGCCAAGGGUGCGCUUCACCGUGUGCUGUCGGACUGCAUACGAAGGCUCUAUAUCGAGGUACACAAUGCGGCUUCAGUGUAUGGCUACUUCGAUUGUGACCGCGCAGUUAAGCCCCAAAGGUAUCCCCCUGGAAGACAAAAGUUCUCGGAGAAGCCACAGCCUCGUGAAGAGACGACAGAAACGACGGCAGCUUCAGCAGAACACGUUGGGAGGCACUCCAGUGUGAGACCGGGUGUUGUAGGCUCGUUUGCGCCUCAGCCGGUAGGUCCAUGGGGGCUUCUGUGUAGCAAGGUAUCGUGGCUUCCGCGUUUCACAUGGCUGAAGAGCGCAUCCGGCAUCUCGUCAGCUGUUGCAGCUGGGGCGGUCACCGUGCUGCUUUCCAGGAGCAGCUGUGCUCAGUUCGUCAUUGCUGCGCCGGCGAUGUUUGCAUUCGCCGUAGUAGCGAGCUGCGUAAUCGUGUGGGGACAGCUAGAACUUUCAGUGCGCCGUUCUUCCAAAAGGAUCCGCCAGCUUCUCACUGACAUGAAUCUUCAACACAAGCUUGCAGGAGAGAUAUUGAGAUGGAUACAAGAACUUGAAGUCACAUUUAAGGCUUUUCCAGGUGCCUUUGCGAAGAAGGGUCAGCGGGCUGCUGAUGCUCCCCCAUCUGCAUCACCAUGCAGGGAUAGCGGCGGCCAGACCCCUUACGACACUUCAGGGCAGCUUCAGGAAGUCUCGGUCAUUGGUCCACCCCACUGCCAAGGCCUUCCUUGUUGCCAAAAUGAGGGGAAGGGAGAACAAGAAUGGGGGCAAUUACGCCCCAAUGGCUUACGUUCGAAUGUGCCAUGCGCGUGGCACUUGAGAAUACGGCUUUGCCAGGUCUCUGCAGCGGCUGCAAACGCAUUGCGGACGAUUCUAGAAGAAGACUGGGCAUCGUGCCCAGCUCUCUUGCCCCAGCCUCGUUGGAGCGAAUGGGUGCGCACGAGAGAAGUGCCCCAGGUCUCUGCAGCGGCUGCAAACGCAUUGCGGACGAUUCUAGAAGAAGACUGGGCAUCGUGCCCAGUUCUCUUGCCCCAGCCUCGUUGGAGCGAAUGGGUGCGCACGAGAGAAGUGCUAUGCAGGCCAACAGAUACUGUUGCGGAGAGUCUUAAGUUGACGCAUUGGGCUGUUUCUCCUCCUGCCACUGCGUCCCAGUAUUCGGGCACCUUGUGUAGGGCUUCAUCCUACAAGCACCGCUCUGCUCUGGCGUCUAUGAGUCGUAACGUUGCUGCAUCUCUUGCUCUUCUCCGUCUCCCUGCACAAUCCUCCUGCUCUCACUUGAAAUGCCCAGAAAAUGAUAUGUCCGUACAGGGAAGGCCUGGCACUGCUUGCAGACCCGGCCAACACAGCGUGGAUUCAGGCAGCACCGUCUGUUUGACUCCGAUGAACCAGCACACCUCACCGGAGAAGAGGCAGGAAGAAGGAGACGCACACUUGCGCUCUGCUCUGGCGUCUAUGAGUCGUAACGUUGCUGCAUCUCUUGCUCUUCUCCGUCUCCCUGCACAAACCUCCUGCUAUCACUUGAAAUGCCCAGAAAAUGAUAUGUCCGUACAGGGAAGGCCUGACACUGCUUGCAGACCCGGCCAACACAGCGUGGAUUCAGGCAGCACCGUCUGUUUGACUCCGAUGAACCAGCACACCUCACCGGAGGAGAGGCAGGAAGAAGGAGACGCACACUUGUUUGGCUUUCUGCACCUGAUACUUCGGCACCUGCGGGUAGCAUCGGAGGAAGGAGAGAAGCUGGAAAAGUCAUUGCGGUUAAAUAGGGAGAAGCUCGAAGGCUUUAAAACCUGCGACGUCACGCGGAGUUCGGAGGCCGCCCCAGUUCAACCAGCAGAGAGGGAAACAGCCUCCGAGGAGACAGAACAACCGCUGCAGCCAACUGCUGAUGAACCUGUGCAGUGCCUCGAGGUCUAUACAGCUGUCGGACAGGAUUCUAUCACCAAUAAACGCAGAUUUCAAGAAGAAGAAGGAGUGAAGGAGGCCUUUGCUGAGGAUGAUCCGGCUAUGGAUCCAAUUGUGGAGGAACAGAAGACAGGGCGGUGGUGCGUGUUGUGA